This is a messenger RNA of Trifolium pratense (red clover), 2517 nucleotides long. Its product is annotated as F-box protein At5g39450-like. The record is from RefSeq and is a predicted model, not a curated record. Gene Ontology annotation, molecular function: protein binding. Bases 405 to 2402 code for a protein of 665 amino acids. NCBI's taxonomy places the organism in Eukaryota, Viridiplantae, Streptophyta, Magnoliopsida, Fabales, Fabaceae. The transcript has a single exon.
CUUUGUCCCAUUUUUUACGUUGUCCUAUAGGCAAUCAACAAUACCGACAGAGUCAAAUUGACAGAUAGAUCCAGAUUGAGCAAAUUGCAAUCUUUUUAUCUUCAAUUAUGGAAAUCUCAAGUUUGAGACAAUGAUUUCACUUGACUUGACUCACCUCCACUACUACACGUCACUUUCUCAGAUUCAUUUUCUGCAACAAAACGCGUUACAGUAUUUUCCAAAAUCAAUAUAUUAAACGACCCAAUUCUCUUCUACUUGGUAUGUCUAUGUUUUUAGAGUAAACAAAGACAUCAAACCUCAAAAGUUUGUUUUUUUAUCGUUAAAUUUCAGUUGGGUUGGUCUCAAAAGUUUGUCUUUUUUUUUUAUCAUUAAAUUUUAGUUGGGUUGGUUAGAUUUGAUCCAUUAUGUUGUUACCUUAUCUACCAGAUGAUGUUUUUGCCACAGUUUCAAAGUUCCUUAUUCCAAGAGAAAUUUUCAAUCUUAGUCUUUGUUGCAAGAGUCUCUAUGCUCUUGCAACAUCUGAAAAAGUUUGGUUUACUCAAUGUGACAUUAUAGGUAUAGUGUCACAAAAAGACCUUGUUGAGUGGAGAGAGUGUGUUUCAUCUUAUAAAGCACUUUGUCGUUUUCUUUUGAGUGUUAAACCUUUGAUGGGAAUAUGGGUUCAACAGAAUCCUGAGCUUGGUAAUAUUGUUUAUGUAAUGCCGGGUUUUGUUUCUGUUAUCGCGUGUCGAAUAAUUCCUCAGGAAGUUUCUUCAUUAGGGAUUCAAGAUGGUCCUAUUCUUUGGUCAUCUGUGUUUGAAAUUGUUUGCGAUUUCGAUGGUUCGAAUAUGUUUUUUCUUCAUGGAAGGGGAGAAAAGGGAAUAGAUUGUGUUUAUCAUGGUUUGCUCAAGUGUGUUAAUAGAUUUUGUAAUUUAUUGUUGCUUGAGGUUGAACAUGUUAAUCAAGAUAAUGAGGCAAUAGUUCCUUUUCGCAAGUUUGGUUGUAGGGAUAGAAAAAAAUUGCUUGAGAUCACUACUAGCCAAGUUAGAUUAGAGAUUCCUAAUCAUGCAAAUGAACCAUUGUUUCCUAGAUCAAGGGAUGAUUGUGUUAAUUUUCAGAAAGAUUUGGUGCUGUUGAAGGAAAGAAGAGCAUUCCUCAGUCAAAUCACUCAAAUGUAUAAGCUUAGUAGUAUUCAGAUUGAAAAUAAGGAAAAUUCUCAAGGGGGAGAAGUUGGUUCAAUGCACUUAGAGGUUGAUGAUGAGAUAAGAAAGAGUAUUGACUAUUCAAAGGCUCUUUCUUUUCCUCCAAGCAAUGAGAAUGGUCUCACACAAUGCAUGAAGAGAAAAAGUCUUGGUGGUUAUUUUUGGGGUGGCUUCAAACAUAUCCUUGGAACAAGAGGCCAUCGAAGAUCUAGUUCAAUUGAUGGUUUUGUUGUUAAUGUUGAUCAGCAACACAACACGAUUGCAGGAACAAGAGACCAUCGAAGAUCUAGUUCAAUUGAUGGUUGUGUUGUCGAUAUUGAUCAACAAAACAACACAAACACAGGAACAAGAGAUGGUCGAAGAACUAGGACAAUCGAUGGCAGUGUUAUUGAUGUUGAUCAGCAAUACAACACAGUUGCAGGAACAAGAGACGAUGGAAGAUCCAGUACAAUCGAUGGCAGCGUUGUCAAUGUUGAUCAACAACACAACACGAUUGCGGUAACAAGAGAUAAUCAAACGAUGCUUAAUUCAAGCCAUGAGAUAAAGCAUGAUAGGCUUCGAGACUUUCUAAGAUCAAGUGAUACAUUAAGGCUAACAUUAAGCGCCUUAACUGUAAAAUUAUCAUCUUUUCGAGGUUGGCCGAAUAUGAACAAAAGUUGGUUUGCACUUUACAAGAUGCCUAUGCAAGUUCCUACAGUAGACCAAGUGUAUGCUGGUUUAUGGGGAGGAACCUUUGGUUGGCCUCAUGAAAAAAAUUCUCAAGACAAGCCUAGAAAGCCUCUUUUCUUUCUUUCGCUCUCUUAUUCGGAGUCCAACGGACAACAACUUCUCAUCGGAACAAAAAUAUUGGAAGGCACUUGUUACGCCUUGCAUCCUAAUGGCUCAGCAAUGUUUAUAGUGAAUAUCAAUGAGCCUUCAUCUGAUCCAUUUCCUUGGAAAACUGAUAGGGACUCAUUAUCGAUGAAUGUUGAACACACAUAUACAGGAGAAGGUAUUGCAUGUGGUUAUGGAUUCAAAUACCCUGGAUCAAAGUCUGGCUCCCUCUUUGUAUUUCAAAAUGGUAAUCUUGCCUUUGUUUGGAAGGAAUCAAGAGAUGUUUUGACACUGCAAAGAGUUGACUUGCAAGAACUUUUGAAGAAAGGAAAAAGGAUACCUUCUUUGCCACCCAUUGACAAUUUUUCAUAUUUGAUGAAGUCCUGCUUAAAUGUGUUUACAAGCUAAAAAUGUUGUUAUAUAGCUUAAUAGUUAUCAAUAUUUGCACCUGUUUUUUUCUUAUGAUUACUUCAAGCAUUUUGCAUUGAAGUUGCAAUUAAAAUGAUCUAUGAAUUGAUGACAA